This is a messenger RNA of Musa acuminata subsp. malaccensis (wild Malaysian banana), 837 nucleotides long. RefSeq lists its product as uncharacterized. NCBI's taxonomy places the organism in Eukaryota, Viridiplantae, Streptophyta, Magnoliopsida, Zingiberales, Musaceae. Gene Ontology annotation, molecular function: protein-disulfide reductase activity. Gene Ontology annotation, cellular component: cytoplasm. The record is from RefSeq and is a predicted model, not a curated record.
CAACAUUGUCUAAUUAACACAAAAUCGAUUGGAUCUCAACAACUCCCGUUCCUCUCCUCCACCUCCUACUCCACCACCGAGUCGAAUCGAUGGCGGUUCCCCGCCUGACGGCGUCGAUGGCGUUGCCGGUGCCGAGGACCGCGGCCCUGGCCCCGGCCCCGGCUUCCUCUUCCCUCAGCCGACGCGCGACGAGGCUUCUCCCGGUUUUCGAGGGCCUUAGGAGAUGCACGCGCCUUCCGGGGGUUUCGUUCGCGACGAGCUCGAGGGCGGUCCGCCGAGGAGCCGUGGUUUGUGAGGCCCCAGAGACGACCACCGGGCUUCCAGAUGUGUCCAAGGCGACAUGGCAGUCUCUCGUGAUGGACUCUGAUGUUCCAGUGCUCGUAGAUUUUUGGGCUCCAUGGUGUGGGCCCUGUCGGAUGAUUGAGCCAACCAUUAUUAAACUGGCAAAGGUUUACGAAGGAAAGCUCAGGUGCUAUAAGCUCAACACAGAUGAAAACCCCGAUAUAACUACGCAGUAUGGGAUUCGAAGCAUCCCAACUAUGAUGAUAUUCAAAAAUGGCGAGAAGAAAGAUGCUGUCAUCGGGGCUGUGCCAGAAAGUACCCUCAUUAUAUCGAUCGAGAAGUUUGUAGCGAGGUAAAUGCAUUUGUUCUCUGGGAUCAGGCACUUUCUCGGCGUUUCUGCAGGCUAUCAAGAUGAGUCCGGGUAAUGUUUGCACUUUGCUUUUCUUAUAGCAAGUGCUGUGUAGAUGUUGUGAAAGGAUUUGCAAAGUGCCUUAGCCUUUGACCUUUUAGAGUAGUAAUUGGAAUUUGGAAGAAUAAGAAAUGUUACGUGCAAUA